AUGUUGACACCACAGUUCAGCAUCACCCAAGAUGAAGAAUUUUUAUUCAUUUGCAUCAACAUUGCUGCGAUACGAUUUAGCGCUGCUAGUUUAGAAAUGGUAGUCGAUGAAAACCUUUUCAUAUUCCACCUUUCUCCAUACUAUUUGAGACUAAGAUUCGCCCAAAACCUGGUUGAUGACGAGAGGUCUAACGCCGAAUUUAGGUCACAAGAUGAAACUAUUCGCAUCAAAAUACCAAAGGCUACGAAAGGAGAGUUUUUUGAUGAUUUGGACUUGCCAACUAAACUUCUAGCAAGGAAGGGAGACAUUUUGGGCGCAGAUGCGGUUAAGGGGCCUCCAAAGAACAGCGCAGGGCCUUUGAUUCAAGAAAUUGAUGCACCCGGGGAGAAUACAAACUCUGAACAGCAAGGAGAGGACUUUAGUUGGGAGAUUAGCCAGACACCGGCGUCGCCCUCUGAUGCUACUAAAUUAUUGACAUCCAAAUAUGGCUUUGACAAUAAUUACAGCUCUGUAAUUGGGGUAUCAAUAGCUAACGGAAAUGACAUUAAUGAGCUAGACGAUCCUGAAAAGAGUAGUGGUGAAGACCGCGUUCAAGAAAGGUUACGCAAAGAGAAUCUGAAAUUUGAUCCUGAAUAUUAUGUUUCAGAAUACAUGACUGCUAAGUACGGCAAUGAAGACGAUAUACAAAUCAACGGGAUAAAGUCACUAAUAAAGUUUACCCCUCCGUUAGUCAAAAAGUUCUUGAAAUGGUAUAAGCAAGCGGACGACAAGGAGGCGGUCAUGAGCGUGGAAUUCACAGAAGCUGAACAACAACAAAUGCAAAAAAAUCUUCCAAAGAAAAACUACCUUGUAGACGAUGUCAAGAAACUUUAUAUUACCAUGCUCUCUCUACUUUUCGCUUACGCGUUCGAACAAGUUGAAAACGAGGGUGUUCACAAUACGGAGUCUGCUUGGACAAUUGGAAAGUUGGCUCCUCAGCUCUCCUUCCUUGACCAACAAGUUAUUCCUGAGAGCGAUACAAGUGAUUUCUCGAUAAUCAAGGCGGUAAUAUUAACCGGCGUUAGACGGAGUUUAAGCUAUCCGCUUCACAGGAACUUCGAUCUGUCUAUCAAAGUAUGGAACUAUGUUUAUUAUACCCUACGUGGUGGGAAAAGACUCGUAAUCCAGGCCCUUCUGGAUUUACAUGAAGUUUUCCGUUUUCAUGACGUGUACUAUGUGUACAAUACAGUCCUUAUUAGCGACUUGUGUGCUUGGUUCAUCACUGCGGGAAACGAAAACGUUAUCAGGAGCCUUGCAAUAGAAUUGAAGAAAGAACUCGAUCAAGUUACAAAGAGGGACAUUGAUUUUGACUGUGUCUGCGGGAUUGAUGAAUCGUCUGGCGAAGUCUCUUGGGAGAACAUGAAUAUUGAAGAGAUGGAAAUUUUAUCGGAGCAGGAGUACUUGCAACAAAGUGGGAGACCCACCUGA
Messenger RNA from Lachancea thermotolerans CBS 6340, 1467 nucleotides. RefSeq names its product Hsp90 cochaperone SHQ1 (gene SHQ1). The transcript has a single exon. Bases 1 to 1467 code for a protein of 488 amino acids. Lineage: Eukaryota; Fungi; Ascomycota; Saccharomycetes; Saccharomycetales; Saccharomycetaceae. Gene Ontology annotation, biological process: box H/ACA snoRNP assembly. Gene Ontology annotation, cellular component: cytoplasm; nucleoplasm. The record is from RefSeq and is a predicted model, not a curated record.